AUGAAUUCUUAUAUUUUUGAUCAAGAUUUUGCUAGGAAAGAGUUGUCACAUGUCAUAAUCUUGCAUGAAUAUCCCCUCUCUAUCGUAGAUCAUGUUGGUUUUAAACGAUAAAAUUUUGAAUAUCCCCUCUCAAUUUGAGAAAGCGUUCGAACGCAGCUAACAAUUUUUUUCUUGUCCCUCCAUACUCUGAACCUAGAGAGAGAGAGAGAGAGAGAGAGAGGGAGGGGGAGAUGGCUUCGAUGUGCAGAUCAGCAGUAAUGGCAGGUGCGAGGUCCCUCACAGCUCGCUCAUCCAAAACCCUACUUCCCAAAUCCAAAACCCUACUUCCCAAAUCCCUAUUUUCCCCAAAAUCCACACCCCCAUCUCCAUUCUCUUCUUCCUCAAGACCCAUCCCCUUCUCUGCUUCAAGGGUUGUUUCAAUGCUGGCAAGUGUGGAGUCAAUGAUGCCACUUCACAGCGCCAUUGCUUCUGCUCGUCUCAGGUCCAACAUUGCCGUUGAUUCCUCCUGCUGGAGCUUGCUUUCUGAAGGAUUUGCAAUACCGUUGUGACAAGGUUUGCCGGAUUGAUACAAGGCAAUAAGUGCAUAGGAUUUGUUUCCAUAUCUUUUUGAGAAGGAAAAAGUCCUUAAAGUUUAGAAAUUGUUGACAUUAAGUUUUGCAGCUUGUGUAAACUUUUUUGUUCAAGUUGAGUGAUGCCAUUUACUUGAAUUGUUAGUUGAUAUCCCAAUGUAAGUUCCUUUGGUGGUUUUAUGAUUCUGCCAUUGUGAAAUUGCUUUUGUAGGCGAAUUGCAUGAUGUGUAAUUGCUACGAGCAACAUCUAUUAGGUCUUUAUCCCUUUCAGGUUUCCUUGGAUUAUAAAAAAUUGUGUAUCACAACAUGAG
Messenger RNA from Camellia sinensis, 880 nucleotides. The record is from RefSeq and is a predicted model, not a curated record. Lineage: Eukaryota; Viridiplantae; Streptophyta; Magnoliopsida; Ericales; Theaceae.